CACAUGUUUUCUGUUUUUAAUUUUAAGGUUAUCUUUGUUUUUUGUAUUUGUUGAUGUUAAUAAGUAAUGCUUUCAAAUAAUAAAUCACAUUAAACCAAUAUUCAUUAAGUAUAUUGUAAAAGUUAUUGAUCACACCGAGUUUUUGUAAAAAUUUUUAGUGCGCUCUUUGAGUAAUGUUUCUUCGCUCAAGUCUUUAACUGUUGUUUUCUCUACUAGUACUGAUUUGUUAGAGCAGAACUGUUGCAAUGUCUUCAAACUUUGUUGAAAACUCUGAACAAUCUAGUGUUAUUUCAAAAGGAAACUAUGUGGUGCUAAACAGAAAAGGUUUCAACAAACUCCAUCUGCUUAAUGAUAAUUCGAUUGUGUUUAUGGGCAAGGAUAAAGUUGAUCUUGAAGCAAUCAUUGGAAAACCUUUUUGGACUACAUUCAAAAUGGUGAAGAAGAAGGAUAAAAAACGUGAGUAUGAACUUUGUGUAUGUGAGAGGAGUGAAAUGAUUGAACUCGAAGAACAGUUAAAAGUAACUGCUAGUGGGGAAGAUAAUAGGAAUAUAUGGGAUGAUGGUAGUUCUCAAAAACUAUCAACAGAGGAAAUAGUAGAGCUGAGGGAUAGUGGAUUAUCGGCUGAUAAGAUUGUUGGUCAUUUGAUUGAAAACAGCAAAACAUUCCAUAACAAAACAGAAUAUUCUCAACAAAAGUAUCUGAAAAAGAAGGGCUCCAAAUAUUUUGAAUUCAUGAUAAUUAAAAAACCAACUUUCAGGUUAUUAUGUGACAUUAUGUUUUCAAAAGACCAAGGAAAAAUUCUGGGACUCAGGAUUGAUAGCAUGUCGCAGAUAUUUACCUCAGUAAAUUUGCAGCCUGAUGGUAAAUACAUAGUUUAUGAGAAUGGUUUACAAGGACUUGUUGCAGCUGGUGUUUUGAACUAUCUUGGUCAAAGCGGACAAUUGAUCCAUGUGAACAUAGGUAAACAUCCUCAGCAGCAUGCAAUAUUAGCUAUGAACUUUAGUGAGACUCAGAGAAAUAGAAUGCAAACAGUAAAGUUGUCUACAUUAAUUAGGAAACUUAAUGGCAAGAAAUCUGAUCAAGCAUCAAAUGUAGUGAUCCUUGAAGAGAAACAAGAAAUGGACUCUUCGACGUCUAAAGUUGAUAUUUCGGAAGCUGUUGUUUUAGAAAAUGCAAUUGAAAAAGAAAGUUGUAGAGCUGAUAUUGAAAAUGGUGUUACAAAUAACAACGAGGUGAGAAGCAUCAAUGUGUUGAAGAGGAAAAAGAGUGACAGUAAUAGCGAAUCAACAGAAUUCAAGAAGCCACGCUGGGAAGAAGAAGCAGAGUCUGUAGCCGACCUUCUCAAGUCCAAAUCGUGUGAUGGUCUUAUUGUAGUAUGUAAGGAGCACCCAGGAAGCAUUGUGAAGAAGUUCCUGUCAUAUCUUGCACCUUCCAGAUCAUUCGUUGUGUUCAGCUUCUAUCGAGAACCUCUUGUUGAACUCUACUGUGAACUGAAAGAAAGGCAUGAUGUUAUCAAUAUGCGUUUGACAGAGACUUGGAUGCGAAAUUAUCAAGUUCUACCUGAUAGAACCCAUCCUGACGUCAUGAUGAGUGGGAAUAGCGGAUUUCUACUGACUGGUAUACUUGUAGAUAACAAGUAACUAACCGUAUCUGUAUUUCAUUUUUGUGUGUUUUGUACGGUUGUUAAAGAUAUUUUUAGUUUGGCAGGGAAUUGAUUGCUUUUAAUAAUUUUGAUACACUUGCAGACUUUGAUUAUUCAGUUCACUCGAAGCAUUUUUUCUUGACAGAAGAGUUAAAAUUUACUAUGUCAUUUGUAGAGCGUUACAAAAUUUUUAACUGGUAGGCUGUAAUUAAUGGUACAGUUUUUAAUAAGUUUCAUUUCCCCUUUAUUAACAAAAGUCUGAAUUUAAUAAUAUUAUCUUAUUAAUCUGUACACAUGCAUAUCUUAUUUUAAAAUGAUUUUUGAACAGUAGGCUAUAAUAAACCUACUUUCUGAUUUAAAAAAA
Messenger RNA from Nilaparvata lugens (brown planthopper), 2006 nucleotides. RefSeq names its product tRNA (adenine(58)-N(1))-methyltransferase non-catalytic subunit TRM6 (gene Trmt6). Gene Ontology annotation, cellular component: nucleus; tRNA (m1A) methyltransferase complex. NCBI's taxonomy places the organism in Eukaryota, Metazoa, Arthropoda, Insecta, Hemiptera, Delphacidae. Gene Ontology annotation, biological process: tRNA methylation. The record is from RefSeq and is a predicted model, not a curated record. Bases 246 to 1640 code for a protein of 464 amino acids. The transcript has a single exon.